CACUUUUGUCUAAACGUCAACGAAGAAGAGGCAACGGAAACGCUUCUGGACGUCACUAAAAAUACAGAAGUCCCGCAGGACUUAACUUCUCUCUCAUGGUCUUGAUAUGUCACCUAAAAAACGGCAGAAUGAUCCUGGAACGCCUAAAAAGAGUAAGAAGGAGAAACGAGUCGAGCUGGCCGUGAUCAACACGGAUCUGAGGGAUGAAGCUAUUCAGAAAGGCAUGAGAGACGCGUGGCAGAGGAAAGACAGCUUUUCUAAUGGCAAUGUGCGGUUGGACUGUGCACCCUUCCCUCAUUGUCAGAUUACCAAUUUCCUACAGAGUGAAAGCUUUGUGGAAAGUCUACAGACAGAAUUAUUGCAGCUCCAUUUCAACAGCAAGUCCAAUGACUUGUACAAGUUUCAACAGUCAGAUGAUCUGAGAGAAAGAAGAGAGCAUCAUAUCUCACAGAUAAGGUCAGUCAUUUUUGGGGAGUUUCGUUUGUGGUUGUCAGAGGUGUUGCAGGUGGAUUUGGAGACAACUGUUGAUAUAUCCUGUGCCAAGUAUGAGCAUACAGAUGUUUUGCUGUGUCAUGAUGAUGAGCUGGAGGGCCGAAGAGUUGCGUUCAUCCUCUACCUGGUGCCUCCUUGGGAGGUGAAAGAUGGAGGAACACUGGACCUGUUCAGCACUGAUGAACACUGUCAGCCUGUGAGUGCUGUGAAAUCUCUGCUUCCUCGCUGGAACUCUCUGGUGUUUUUUGAAGUGUCCCCUGUCUCCUUCCAUCAGGUGGCAGAAGUUCUUGCUGAAGGGAAGUGCCGUUUAUCUCUCAGUGGUUGGUUUCAUGGCCAAUCCCUGCCGAGACCCCAGCGGUACAUGGAACCCCCAGUCCCUCGUCACACACAUGUCCUUAGAGAUGAGAGUUUAAUCUUUGAGUGGGUGAAUGAGAUGUACCUGGAUCCUUGCUAUCAAGCUCAGGUGCAGCAAGAAUUUGAAGAUAGUUCAGAGAUUUGCUUGCCUAAUUUCCUACAGGAGGAAAAAAUAAGGCAGGUGCGCAGUGCACUGCAGUCAUCUGAGAUCCAGUGGCAAAGGAGGUGUCCGCCCAAUAAGAGGUGUUAUGGCUGUGCAGAUAUGCAGACUGUCCCUUCAUGUGUAAAAGAAUGCUGGGAACUUCUCUCGUCUGAGCCGUUCUUCAUCCUCUUGUCCAACUUGACUGGCCUUGGACUGCACUUUCUGGCUCAGUGUGAUGAUGAGAGCGAACAUGGAAAGAGUGAGACAGAGAAUGGAGAUGGGGAAGUGAACGAUGAGACGGAGAAUGGAUAUGGGAAUGCACAUGCAGGAGGAUCCAGCAGUACCACAGAAACAUCUUCAGCUGACAAGAAAGCCAAAGGACCUCCUACUUGUGUGGGAGAACUGCGCCGCUGGGCUCAGGGCGAUUAUACGUUAUUACAUGACUCAGUCAAAAGAGAGUAUGCUCUGGAUCUUCAGCUUCACGUAGGCUGUGCAGGUUGGAAGGCAGAGUUUGGAGGAUUUACAUCCUAUAUUGCACAUGAUGAAGAUGAGGAGCUCCUGACAGUGUAUCCAGAAGAUAACUGCCUUGCUCUGGUGUACAGAGACAAAGACACCCUCAAAUUCAUCAAACAUAUCAAUAACAGCAGCUCUGCAAAUCUUUCUGCCCAAAAUACCACCGCUUUUUAUGACUUCUCUUUUAAUUACUAUGAAUGAUGAGGUAAUCUAUUGGUUCCUUGUGUAAAUGUUUGUUCAAGUACAUUGGUCGUAAUUUAAGCGUCAGAGCUCAGUAUACAUGAGGUGGUUAUUUAAAAGGCAACUUAAUUUUUGGACUGAAGACCCGAAUACAAUAUAAAAAUGUGAGCAUUUGUGCUGUCAAUAAAGGUAUUACAAAAAUUA
Molecule: messenger RNA, 1885 nt
Organism: Triplophysa rosa
Lineage: Eukaryota; Metazoa; Chordata; Actinopteri; Cypriniformes; Nemacheilidae
Gene: ogfod1
Product: 2-oxoglutarate and iron-dependent oxygenase domain containing 1
Exons: 13
Coding region: 107-1702 (531 amino acids)
Biological process (GO): peptidyl-proline hydroxylation; regulation of translational termination
Cellular component (GO): cytoplasm
Molecular function (GO): iron ion binding; peptidyl-proline dioxygenase activity; L-ascorbic acid binding
Source: RefSeq, a predicted model, not a curated record